AUGAAGGUCCUCGCCAUUUUAUACAACGGCUUCAACGCUGCAGUGAAAGAGCCUCGCUUACUGGGAACAGUUGAGAACAAGCUUGGAAUAGACAAAUGGCUUGCAUCGCGAGGUCAUGAGUUUAUUGGUACGUUUUGCGCUGUUUCCAGCGACAAAGAAGGACCAAACAGUGAUUUUGAAAAGCAUUUGGUUGAUGCAGAGGUUGUUAUCACAACACCUUUCCACCCUGGUUACCUCACGCGAGAGCUCAUGGAAAAGGCGAAGAAUUUGAAGAUCUGUAUCACCGCUGGAGUAGGCUCUGACCAUAUCGACCUCAACGCUGCUGUAGACCACAAAAUCCAAGUCCUUGAGGUCACUGGCUCUAAUGUUGUCUCUGUUGCAGAACAUGUUGUGAUGAACAUCCUGACUCUGGUCCGUAACUUUGUCCCGGCCCAUGAGAUGAUCGAACGCGGUGACUGGCAAGUUUCCGAUAUCGCUCGCAACGCUUUCGACCUUGAAGGCAAAGUUGUCGGAACGAUUGGUGCAGGAAGAAUCGGCUAUCGCGUCUUACAACGUCUCGUUCCCUUUGAUUGUAAAGAGCAUCUGUAUUAUGAUUACGCGAAGCUUCCUGUUGAACGUGAGCAAGCUAUCAAAGCUCGUAGGGUCGAGGAUAUCGAAGAAUUCGUCUCCCAAUGUGACGUCGUCACCGUCAAUGCACCUUUGCAUGAAGGUACUCGCGGGCUCAUCAACGAGAAAUUAUUAUCCAAAUUCAAGCCUGGCGCAUGGCUCGUCAACACCGCUCGUGGUGCCAUCUGUGACACGGAUGCUGUUGCAGCUGCCCUAACGAGUGGUCAGCUUCGUGGUUAUGCUGGUGACGUCUGGAACGUCCAGCCCGCUCCCAAGGAUCAUCCUUGGCGCACAAUGAAGAAUCCUCUCGGUGGGGGAAAUGGCAUGACACCUCAUUACUCUGGAACAACCCUCGAUGCUCAGGCGCGGUAUGCCGCUGGUACAAAGAGUAUCUUAGAAAAUUACUUUGAAGGAAGGGAGCAAGAACCUGCGAAUGUCAUUGUUGGCCACGACGGUCAGCGUUAG
Lentinula edodes (shiitake mushroom) is the source of this 1071-nucleotide messenger RNA. RefSeq names its product NAD-dependent formate dehydrogenase. Bases 1 to 1071 code for a protein of 356 amino acids. The record is from RefSeq and is a predicted model, not a curated record. Lineage: Eukaryota; Fungi; Basidiomycota; Agaricomycetes; Agaricales; Omphalotaceae. Gene Ontology annotation, molecular function: oxidoreductase activity, acting on the CH-OH group of donors, NAD or NADP as acceptor; formate dehydrogenase (NAD+) activity; NAD binding. The transcript has 9 exons. Gene Ontology annotation, cellular component: cytosol.